Molecule: messenger RNA, 1063 nt
Organism: Catharus ustulatus (Swainson's thrush)
Lineage: Eukaryota; Metazoa; Chordata; Aves; Passeriformes; Turdidae
Product: atrial natriuretic peptide-converting enzyme-like
Exons: 5
Coding region: 173-1063 (296 amino acids)
Molecular function (GO): protein binding
Source: RefSeq, a predicted model, not a curated record
AUUAUUAUUGGGUGGAGGAACGGGGAGGGGGAGUCUGCAGAGCAGACAAAAUGCGAAGCCCUCCCCGCAAGUGUGUCUGUGCGGGAGGAGGGUGUACGCAGUUCGUUAGAGACCGAGGUAGAGAAGGGUGAAGGGGCGGCCAAAGUGGAGAGGGGUCAGCAGCAGCCACAGCAUGCUCUCCACGCAACAGUUCCCUGCCCUGCCUACGGAGGAGGAGCGCUACCGGCAGGUCCUCUCCGCCAGCCGGGUCUUAGGAACAGAUGAGGAUAAUAUGGGGGAUGGUUGCUCUCAGAAACUGGCUUCUGCCAAGUUCCUUCGACUUUUGCUCCUGAUACUGAUUCCAUGCAUCUGUGCCCUUAUCCUUUUGCUGGUGAUCCUGCUUACCUUUGUGGGAGUGUUAGAAAAAACAUGUUUUUAUUCAAACGGAAGUGAGGGCCUCACAGCUAAUGGCGACUUUGAAAUGUCUCAUGAUCUUUUGCCAAAUAUGGUUGAAAAUAGUUCCAAGACUGAUCCCACAGUGUAUCACAGCACACAGUCCUCUUCCUGGACCACCAUGCCUUUAUCCCACAUCGACCAAAUGAACAAGAACUCAAAUACAUUUAGAGAGUCUUUCCAGGAAAAUUCCUUUGGUCCCCCAACUCAAGCCACAGUGCUUGGUCAUCAGCCUGCCUCUGACGCUGCUUUGGCAGAGGGCUCUGAAGACAACACCCGGCUGUUUGCCACUGCAGAGGAGGUGACGCUGUGGUCUACAGAUGCUUCUUUUAACAACACAGAGAGGAUGACCACUCUGCCAGUAUUAAGUCCUACCAAUCCAUCUCUGUCACAAAAAAUGGAUCAGAAAAAAAGUGCCUGCAGAAAUAUCACCAAUAGCCAGUGCCAAAUGCUGCCAUAUAACUACACCACUGUAACUUCAGUUCUUUCCAUUGUCAAAAAUAUUGAAAUGGAGAAGUUCCUGAAGUUCUUCAGUUACCUCAAUCGUCUCAACUGCUAUCAACACAUCAUGCUGUUUGGCUGUAGUCUUGCUCUUCUGAAUGCAUCAGUGACGGUGAUGACAGGCAGCUAA